GUUUAUGAGUGACCGCUAUACUGUAUUUUUAAAGUUAACGACUCUUUAGUGUUCUUAUGUAGGAGCCGUCUCGCACUACCGAGUGGGACACGGACGACGUCUUGAUAAACUUACUUUUUUAAACUCAAGGAAUAUUUAUGUUUCGGACUGUUUUCAUUGUCUUUGUGCGUUGUUGACGCCACUUCAUGGAGCUCUUUCUUCCACCUGCGUGACUGACAAGCAUGCCGACCCACACGGUGACCGUGCUGGCCGCUCUGUCGUUGUGUUUGGGUCGAUGCACUGUGUCUGAGUACCACAACUCAUCAUGUGACAAUGGGAAGAUAUUUUUGGAAAGGGACCUACCUUUAGAUGCUGCCUAUACGGCAUGUCCGGUAUCUGCCUGGUCUGACUCCACUCAGGUAACCAUGGAUACAAGGCUCCCAAGUGUUGACACAGUGUAUGAUCCGGAGCCCGCCAGGCGGAUCUGCAUGGAUAAGCCUAUUUCCUACCACCACAAGAUCCCUAACAGUGGUGCAUACAGGCCGGUCAAAGCAGAGAGCGGCGAGUAUUUGUACUGCCCCCCUCAACGCUGGCUCAAUAAUCUGCAUCAUGAAGCUGCUGUAUUGCUCUAUCAUCCCUGUGCUGCUGUCAGCGAGCGGCUCUUUCUGUCCAUCCUGGCCAACUCCUGUCUGCCUGACUACAUCAUCAGCCCACAUCCAUGGCUCAGUGAAUCCACGCCAAUAGCGUUGGUGUCUUGGGGGCGAACGUUGGAGCUGUCCACCGCCGCAUCUUUAGACGUUUGUCAUUGGCUGCAGAGCACGAUGACCACAAGUGAACGGAUCCGUGGAAAAUACAACCUGCUGUUGACCCUGUCAUCUGAACAGAAGCACACGCAUGGAAAGGAAGGACAGACCGAGCCCAAGGAGUCUGUGGGGCAAUGCUGUGAGCGGAUCAUCUCGUUGUGGCUGAAAGAAACGCUCCAGGCAAGAAAAGAUUCCCAGCUUAAGAACAGAAACAGGGAAUCAAGGAAGCGGCAAAAAAGAGCUGCUAUCCGGUUCGAACUGAAGAAGGUUGCAAUGACGACUAUAAAAGCAAACGGUACAACUCAGGCACUCGAUUUUUUGGCAAAGCCAAAACUGAAAACCACCACCAAUAAUCCUGAGGACCCUUUAGACCACAACAGCACUCAAGGACCUCCAAUAGCUUUUACAGGCCAUGGCCUGAGGGAUGCAACAUCUGCCACCAAGAUGCAAAAUCAGGCUUUCUCAGCCUGGCCCCCAAACAUGCCAGGGGCUACACACAAGACACCACUCAGGGUUCCCGAACACAGUGCCAGUGCUCAAGUUAAAGGCUCCUUGGAACAGAGCGAGCCAGCGAGAUAUGGCCCCACUGCAGAAAGACAAGUGCUGGAUAGUACAGAAGUAGACGUAAGAGAAAGAGAGAUGGACAAAGAUGACACUUAUUUAUUAAAAAGACAAGACGGGCCUCCACCCUCAAAACACUCCAAACCAGCGGUAGUGAAUUACUUACCUGACUGUGGUAGCUGCAUCCAAGACCAACAGUGUGCUUGCAAGGAAGACUCUAAGGGCCGGGCCUCGCUUGCAGGCAACGGCUUGCUGAGGCACCCCAGGUCCGAUGAGGCGGUGUGGGCUGCAGCGGCACUGGGCUUCUUGCUGGUUCUCCUCACGCUGUCUGUGUUGCACACACGCCUCUACCGCCACUGGAGGACCAUGCCUAGUCUCUACUGGCACGACACACGGCAGGACUAUGACAGUGUGGCAGAUGUUAUUCGUAGGAGCCUGCAAAUUGCAAAGAAGAGGCGGAAAAGAGGCAGAAGACAAGAGUGCGCUCUCUUGCCUGGUACCUCCAGCUCAGAUGAACUGAUGUAGGCAAGAGGAGGAAUUAUUGUUUUGUUUGGUGGACUGCAUCAAGGGUUGGAAUUGGGGGUUAGAUCACCAAAAAUGAUUACCGGGCGCGGCGAAUGCUGCUGCUCACUGCUCCCCUCACCUCCCAGGGGGUGAUCAAGGUUGAUGAGUCAAAUGCAGGGAAAUACUUUUGCCACACCUAGUGUGUGUGUGACAAUCAUGGGUACUUUAACUUUCGUUUUUAAUUUGCUGGAUUCAAAAGGACGUUUUACAUUCUAGCCUUAUAAAAGUGUCGCAUUGAACAUGUUACCAUACAGUCACCUUAAAGGCCUACUGAAAUGAUUUUUUAAAAUUUAAACGGGGAUAGCAGAUCCAUUCUAUGUGUCAUACUUGAUCAUUUUGCGAUAUUGCCAUAUUUUUGCUGAAAGGCUUUAGUAGAGAACAACGACGAUAAAAGUGCAAACUUUUGGUCGCUGAUAAAAAAAAGCCUUGCCUGGACCGUAAGUUGCGUGACGUCACCGGAGGAAGGACUCCUCACAUUUCCCCAUUGUUUACGAUGCAGCGAGAGAGAUUCGGACCGAGAAAGCGACGAUUACCCCAUUAAUUUGAGCGAGGAUGAAAGAUUCGUGGAUGAGGAAAGUGAGAGUGAAGGACUACAGUGCAGUGCAGGACGUAUCUUUUUUCGCUCUGACCGUAACUUAGGUACAAGGGUUCAUUGGAUUCCACACUUUCUCCUUUUUCUAUUGUGGAUCACGGAUUUGUAUUUUAAACCACCUCCGAUACUAUAUCCUCUUGAAAAUGAGAGCCGAGAACGCGAAAUGGACAUUCACAGUGACUUUUAUCUCCACGACAAUACAUCAGCGAAGCUCUUUAGCUACUGAGCUAACGUGAUACCAUCGGGCUCAAAUGCAGAUAGAAACAAAAUAAAUAAAUCCCUGACUGGAAGGAUAGACAGAAGAUCAACAAUACUAUUAAACCAUGGACAUGUAACUACACGGUUAAUAAUUCCCAGCUUGGCGAAGCUUAGCAAUGCUGUUGCUAACGACGCCAUUGAAGCUAACUUAGCAACGGGACCUCACAGCCCUCAUCUGCUCAUCAACACCCAUGCUCACCUGCGUUCCAGCGAUCGACGGAAGGACGAAGGACUUCACCCGAUCAUCUGUGCGGUCGGCGGCUAGCGUCGGCUAGCGUCGGCUAGCGCGUCUGAUAUCCAAGUCAAAGUCCUCCUGGUUGUGUUGCUACAGCCAGCCGCUAAUACACCGAUUCCACCUACAACUUUCUUCUUUGCAGUCUUCAUUGUUCAUUAAACAAAUUGCAAAAGAUUCACCAACACAGAUGUCCAGAAUACUGUGGAAUUUUGAGAUGAAAACAGAGCUUUUUUGUAUUGGAUUCAAUGGGGUACCAAUACUUCCGUUUCAACGAUUGACGUCACGCGCAUACGUCAUCAUAUAUAGACGUUUUCAACCGGAAGUUUAGUGGGUCAUUUAAAAUUCCAGUUUAUAAGUUAACCCGGCCGUAUUGGCAUGUGUUGCAAUGUUAAGAUUUCAUCAUAGAUAUAUAAACUAUCAGACUGCGUGGUCGGUAGUAGUGGGUUUCAGUAGGCCUUUAAACAUCACAUGCAGGUAAUGUAAAGAUGUUAUGUUUGAGAAAUGAAUAUUAUAUUUUUUAACAACCAGACCUGAACAUAGGCUAAACAACGUUUUUAGAUUUUAUUGUACAUUGUUUCCUAGUGUACUAAUGAGUCUGCGCAUUCAGGUAUUAAGUCACCUGAUUUGACCUACCUGUUUAGUUAUACUUUUUGUACCCUUUAAAAUGUUUUAUGUUACUGUUUCAAGUAAAACCAGUAGUAAAACGUGUGGUAUUGUUUUGUUCUUUUGCCACAUACUGUAAUAUUUGGUAAGUAUUCUGGGUGACAUGACUUUAUUGAAUAUAAUAAAGGAUAAAGGGUGACAUAGGAAAUAUUUCAUUGUAUACAUGUCCAAAAAAAAAAGGUUGAUUCGAAGUUAAAUUACCGGUAAAUAAAU
Messenger RNA from Entelurus aequoreus (snake pipefish), 3868 nucleotides. RefSeq names its product tumor protein p53 inducible protein 13 (gene tp53i13). The record is from RefSeq and is a predicted model, not a curated record. NCBI's taxonomy places the organism in Eukaryota, Metazoa, Chordata, Actinopteri, Syngnathiformes, Syngnathidae. The coding region runs from base 222 to 1868 and encodes 548 amino acids. The transcript has 9 exons. Gene Ontology annotation, cellular component: cytoplasm.